Plasmodium inui San Antonio 1 is the source of this 3354-nucleotide messenger RNA. RefSeq lists its product as hypothetical. The transcript has a single exon. NCBI's taxonomy places the organism in Eukaryota, Apicomplexa, Aconoidasida, Haemosporida, Plasmodiidae. Bases 1 to 3354 code for a protein of 1117 amino acids. Gene Ontology annotation, biological process: intracellular protein transport; vesicle-mediated transport. The record is from RefSeq and is a predicted model, not a curated record. Gene Ontology annotation, cellular component: membrane coat.
AUGGAAUCAAUCAGCUUUAACAUCAAAGUGCCGCUGCUCGAGAAGGCGGCCACAAACGUCAUGGACAUCAUCUCACACAUCAGGCUGAACGAUGGAGUCUACUUCGAUCGCAGCAAAUAUAACAAGGAUGAAAUUAUGGACGAUCUAAGAAGCAGCAACGACCAGAAGAAGGUAGAGGCGGUUAAGCGUCUCCUCAUCGCGCAUGCCAUGAAGGAGGACGUCUCUGAAUUCUACGUGGAAGUCUCAAAUAAUCUAUCCAAUAAAGACCCAACACUGAAGAAGCUAAUCUAUCAUUAUUUAUCUCUCUAUGCUGAUCGGAAUGGCGACCUGACGAUGCUUACUGUUAACUCGUUUAAGAAGGACAUCAUCAGUAUGGACUUCCAAAUACGUGCCUACGCGUUGAGGGCCAUGUGCUCCUGUCGUUCCCUCGAGAUGAUAAGUGUCGUCAUGGAUUCACUUAAGAUAAUGGCGAAGGAUCGAUCUCCCUAUGUGAGAAAAACCGCCGCCGAUGUGAUCCCAUCUAUAUACAAUGUCGAUCCUGAUCAGUUAGUCUUUUUGCGAAACAUUUUACUGGACCUGAUUGGUGACAGGGAGGUGACCGUCGUUUCCGCCGCCGUGGCUUCCUUCUGCACCAUGUAUUUGGAGGUCCUUCCCCAGGGGGGUGAAACAAUCCACGGGGGGCUGGCGGACGAGCCAGGGGGGGAAAUUACGAAGGAAAACCCCGAUGAGGAGGCACCCCGGAAUGGCAGCACUGACGAGAUGGCUUCUACGAAAGGAGGAAACACCAAUGGGGGCAAUACCAAUCGGGGCAACACCCCCAAUGGGAUUCACCGCGAGAACCUGCACAAUUUGCUCUCCUUCCUUCACCCGCACUAUUACAAAUUGUGCAGGUACUUACUGAUGAUGCACCCCUUCCACCAGACGUACCUAAUCGAUUUGCUUCUUCGAUACUGCCGGGUGUUUUAUCGAGACCCCCUUACAAAUGAGAAUAUGAAUUUUAAGCAACUGCUUAGCCUUUUCCGUUGCUCCGAUGGAGGUGAAACUGAGGAGGGUGCAAAUGAGGCGGAGGAACAAUCCCCCUUUCCUCAAGUGAUCUCCGAGGCGGGGCAAAAAUGGGAUAGUCGUCCUGGGGAGGAUUCUUCCCCUAGUGUAGAGUGCAUUCCUCGUAACGGUGCAGGCACUUCCCACAGAAGAAGGAGCCCCUCCCCAUACCACUCCUACUACAGCACGGACGAAGAGUGGAGCGACGACCAGGAGGAGGAUCACCCGCAUCAGCAUUCGCAGCGCUACCGAGUGGACAUCGAGCUGUACAUUGAGAAGCUGCUUCUCCUGUUGUCCUCCUGUAGCUACAACGUAGUCAUACAAUCCAUAUCAGCUCUGUACCACCUGACGAAGUUUACCUUCAAGGAAAACAUAAUCCAAGCCAUCAUCUCGUCUAUCAUGAGGAGUUCCAUCGAGGGGAAUGACCACACGUAUGUUCUCUUUAUUAGAAGUGUUCAAUCGAUUGUAAUUCAUUUGAGACAAGACUUCGCUCCUUACCUGUCCUUGUUCUACAUUAGCGCCCUAGACAGUAUCGUCAAAAAGAGUAUCAAAAUUGACCUCCUUUAUAUACUAAGUAAUGAGGAGAAUAGAACAAUCGUUUUGGAGGAACUGCUGCAUGCUCUCUUUCAGCCGGGAAACGAUGAUCCCCUUGUGAAGAAGCUAUUCAGACACAUCACUGCAGUGGCUGUGGUAGAUUCGUCAUGUCUCUCCACCGUCAUGCAACACAUCAUCUCUCUCCUAAAUUGCAGUCUCCAGUUGUAUUCGUAUGAAGCCAUUCUUUCGUUAAGGCAGCUACUCAGGCAGAGUGACUCACAGCGUAUCGCCGAAAUUAACUUUUUCUUGACUCGCAUUUUUUUUACCAUUGAGUCGACGGAAGUACAAGUGUCCGUUUUGUGGACGCUGGCCAAAUAUCAGAACUUCUCCGACCAUCUGCUUCUUUACGAUUUUGCGCGCAUGUUGGUGAAGCGCUUCGAGGACAUGGAGGGGGCGCUGAAGGUCCAGGUUCUCCACUUCUUCAUGAAGGUGUGGGCCUACCAGUACGCCAGAUGGUUCCUCCAAGGUGCAGAGGCGGGUGAGGGGCGGAGCGGUGCAGAGACAGGUGAGAAGCGCGCCUGGGAGAGACCCGCCACAACCACGAGUAUCUACCAAGAGCAGCACAGCAAGAUCGCAAACGGAACGAACAACCACGCGGGGAAGGCGGUGGACGUGGCGAACGUGGCGCACCACAUGGAACGCCACGAGGCCUACCACCUGGAGGACUUCUCCAAAUACGAGCGUCUAUGCAGGUUGGCCCUUUUGCAGGGAUCACGCCCUGAGGAGCGUUUCGACAUCCAGGAGACGAGUAAAUUUUACGCCAACAUCAUGCUGAGGAUAAGGCAGCUAGCAGACAAAUGUGAUCUCAACUGGACCUUUUGGCAGAGGGACCUCUACAAAGAAGCAGUUAGCGAAUACACUCUGUCUCUGUGCUACUUGAAGCACGUUAUUCUCAGCACCGGCAAUGGAGAUCCUUCAGCGGUGUUGCGUCUCAGUAUGGAGGAAAUGCAGCAUGUGCGUAACUCUCCCGUUGGGACAGCUCAGGGGGAGGAGCACAAUGAUUAUGGAGAGUAUCACUUAGACUUGGACCAUCACUCCAGUGGCAGCGGCAAUAAUGGCUGCGUCUAUGGGGACGUCCAAAUAGAUCUGAAGAAUCCAGUUGUCCUGCAGCUGAAUACCAUGUCUAGCAUUCUCAACAGAAGACUCCCAUCCUAUGUGGAGCUACCCGACUUUGCGGAGGAUGAUUUGCCCAGAAGCGCACACAUGACAAAUAGGAAAAAAACGAAGCAGCCCGUGACAAGUAUCUCUUCGAGGGAUGUAAAGAUCAGCUACAGUGCCCAGUUGAGCAAUGAUCAGAUUUUUUCCGACGUGGACGAUUUUUACAGGGAGGAGGGGGGCAAUCUCGUGGAGAGGCACACGGGCUGCACACAAAAGACGCCGCGAAAUGCGCACAAACCGAUGCUGCAAUCCAGAAGCGGACUGUUAACAAACAGGGGGACCAAAAUUCAGGGCGAGGAUGACGAGUCAGACGAGUCUAACAAGUCUGAUCAGUCUGACCAGUUUGAUGAGGAGCAGAAUGAAGCCUCCCCCAAAGUAGGCUAUAGUGCAGAUACAUACCUAGGGGAGUGCACCUCCCCCACCAAUUUUUCCAAAAUAGACGAGCAGCAAAUAAAUGACAUAGAAAAGUUCUUCUUCAGUGAUGAGGAGUAUUUCGAGAGGGAGCCGAAUGAAAAGUCAACACAACUGCGGGAGCAGACAGAGGGUGAUUCUUUUACGUGA